ACAAGGUCAGCUCAGCCGCAGACCGAGCCCCUGGUGACUCUCUCCGCCACCAGGCAGUGAGAGUGAAGGGAGAGCGCGAGCUCUGAAGCCCGCUAGAUUAAGCUUGCAAUCUGAGCUCCAUUCACCCCCUCCUAUUUCUUGAGACCUUCUCAGUUCCCCUCUGAGCCUCGGACUCCUCACUUGUAAAACGAGGACAGAUGCCCGUGCCAGAAGUCAACCAGAGCUUUCCCCGGCGUGGGCACCAGCCCAAGGGCGUUUUGCUUUUCUAGUCUCAUCUCUGCUCUGACCCUAAGCUCAAAGAGGGACUAGGGGACGGAAGAUAUCCACCAUGGCAUGCGCCCUAGCUCUCGGGCUGGUAUUGGCUGCUUCCUUCUCAGAUUCCAGAGUGCCUAGAGGCCAGGAAAGGGAGAAGGUCCUGCCAGCCUGGGGUAGGGACUCGAGGGCCAGGCACUGGCGCUGACGCAGGCUAGCAGGGCGCCACUGGCUGGUCCCCACCCACCUCAGUGGGUUGGGGGAUGGGCGGACCAGCCCCUCCUGGGUGAGCCCUAGCCUGGGGCUUCCUAUUUCGGGAGCCGGGGGCGUGGGCCACGUCUCCUCAUGUGAUGCGAGGGCUAUUAAAAGCGGCAGCCCGGGCAGGGAGCCGCCGUUGGAGCCGUUGCACGCCUGCUCUCUCGUGGCUUCUCUCAGCCUAGCCCAGCAUCACUAUGGUGGACGCUUUCCUGGGCACCUGGAAGCUAGUGGACAGCAAGAAUUUCGAUGACUACAUGAAGUCACUCGGUGUGGGUUUUGCUACCAGGCAGGUGGCCAGCAUGACCAAGCCUACCACAAUCAUCGAAAAGAAUGGGGACAUUCUCACCCUAAAAACACACAGCACCUUCAAGAACACAGAGAUCAGCUUUAAGUUGGGGGUGGAGUUCGAUGAGACAACAGCAGAUGACAGGAAGGUCAAGUCCAUUGUGACACUGGAUGGAGGGAAACUUGUUCACCUGCAGAAAUGGGACGGGCAAGAGACGACACUUGUGCGGGAGCUAAUUGAUGGAAAACUCAUCCUGACACUCACCCACGGCACUGCAGUUUGCACUCGCACUUAUGAGAAAGAGGCAUGACCUGACUGCACUGUUGCUGACUACUACUCUGCCAAUCGGCUACCCCUCGACUCAGCACCACAUUGCCUCAUUUUUUCCUCUGCAUUUUGUACAAAUCCACGAAUUCUUCUGGGGUCAGGUGCCACUGACUGGGAUCCAGUUCCAGUUCCCAUGGUGUAUGUGUUUUUUUGUUUGUUUGUUUUUUUAACUGCACUCAUAGGGUGCUCUGAGGUCAAUAAAGCAGAGCCAAGGCCA
Molecule: messenger RNA, 1340 nt
Organism: Pongo pygmaeus (Bornean orangutan)
Lineage: Eukaryota; Metazoa; Chordata; Mammalia; Primates; Hominidae
Gene: FABP3
Product: fatty acid binding protein 3
Exons: 4
Coding region: 705-1106 (133 amino acids)
Molecular function (GO): lipid binding
Source: RefSeq, a predicted model, not a curated record